Molecule: messenger RNA, 984 nt
Organism: Callorhinchus milii (elephant shark)
Lineage: Eukaryota; Metazoa; Chordata; Chondrichthyes; Chimaeriformes; Callorhinchidae
Gene: pnp6
Product: purine nucleoside phosphorylase 6
Exons: 5
Coding region: 1-588 (195 amino acids)
Biological process (GO): nucleoside metabolic process
Cellular component (GO): cytoplasm
Molecular function (GO): purine-nucleoside phosphorylase activity
Source: RefSeq, a predicted model, not a curated record
AUGUGGCCUCUGAUCCAGCUGGUGACUUUCCCGAUCCGUGUGUUCCACCUGCUGGGGGUGCAGUGUCUGGUGGUGACCAACGCGGCGGGGGGGCUGAGCUCAGAUGUGGCUGUGGGGGACCUCAUGUUCAUCAAAGACCAUAUCAAUCUGCCCGGCUUCGCUGGACAAAACCCACUGUGUGGCCCCAAUGAGGAGCGGUUUGGGGAGCGGUUCCCUUGUAUGUCGGAUGCCUAUGACUCUGGGCUGCGAGCCCUGGCCCUGGAGGAAGCCCGGGGGCUGGGGUUUGAGAGCUUUGUGCGGGAGGGGGUCUACUGUAUGGUGGCCGGACCGUCAUACGAGACCAUCGCAGAGUGUCGCAUGCUGAUAGCCCUGGGAGCUGACGCUGUGGGGAUGAGCACGGUACCGGAGGUGGUCCUGGCGCGGCACUGUGGUAUGCGGGUGUUUGGCAUCUCCCUCAUCACUAACCAGGUGGUGUUGGAUUACACCAGCACUCAGCGAGCAAAUCACGAGGAGGUGCUGAAGACCUCCAAGCAGAGAUCGCAAGACAUGCAGAGACUCAUCACACAGCUGGUGGGCCGCAUGGACUGAGGACCCCCACACCACAGCCACAGCGAGAGCCACAGAGAGAGAGAGCGAGACCCCCACAGCCAAGUUAUAGUCUGAAAUGUUCCGGGCAUUUGCUCUUUGUGAUGCAGAGAAAGUAGGUCACAGCCGCCUCCACCAAACGUUAUUUAUUUAUGUAAAAAGCUUUUAUUGAAUUAAUAGUGAAUGGGUUAGUGAGAGAGGGGGAGAGAGAGAGAGCGAGAGGUGGGAGGGAGAGAGAGGAUGAUACAGGCCCCAAAUCCCUUCUUGUCACAGCCUGGAACUCGUCUGGUCACAGACAGCUGUCUGUAGGACGUCGCUGUGUGCAAAAUGGUGGCUGCAUCCACCCUCCAAACCACACAGUCACUUGACUGUUCAGAGUCACUGGCAGCUCAGAGAAAA